Molecule: messenger RNA, 1179 nt
Organism: Porites evermanni
Lineage: Eukaryota; Metazoa; Cnidaria; Anthozoa; Scleractinia; Poritidae
Source: the annotation of a GenBank genome assembly
AUGGCGAGUCGUCCGUUUGCCAAAGUACCCUUUCUACUGAGUCACAGUCAUCAAAAGGUAGGGUACUGGGGCAGUACUAGGGCUUACUGUACACUAAAACAACAACAACAACAACAACGAAACUCAAUUUGGAGUACACUCGAUAGUACACAAACAUUUUCCCUGACAACUGUUAAUAUAACUGAAAAGCUAUUUGAGGCAGGGGAAAGUCAAUUUAUUUAAGUAAAGAAAUAUAAGAUAACAUAACAUUACAGAAGCUGACCUGUAGAGUCGUAGUCAUCUAACUUAGUAUGUACGAAAGGCUAAAAGGUGACAACAUGAUAUUAGUGGCAGAUUAAGAUUAAGAGUGCAGGAAUUAAAAUGCGAAUUAUGAACUAGACUGAAUUAUAUAAAGUAUUACCUGCUUGUGAUUAGAAAGUAUUUGAGGAACCUCAAUAUAGUACAUGUAGUCUGUUUUCUAAGGAAUUUCCAAGACGAUUGGUUUAAAUUUAAUUAAAUUUAAACUGGGAGACUGAGGAAUACUACUGGUAAAUCUACGAAUUAAAUUGCGGACAGCUUGCGGCAGGAUGAGUUGGGAAUUUUUGGAAGUCAGAAAUGUUGACUCGUAGGUAGGAGAAAAUUAAGAACCUUGGUUACUUGUCAAUUGCGAAAAGCUCUUUUGUGCUUUUGAAUUUGAGAUUCAGAUUUUGUUAGUUUAGAAAGCUUAGUACUGGUAUUCAAAGUUGAUAAAAAAUAUAUUGACCAGGCUUGUGGUUUUAAAUCUAGACCAAGAGUUCGUCGAUAAUAUGACUAGGAUUCUAGCUCCGCACCAUUAGAAACGUUUUCGGGGCUUUUGAGACGCUGUCCCUAAGAAGAGACACCAAGUAACAAACAUCCGCCACACAGACGGAUUUAAAUCAGCCUCGUGAAAAUGCGAUCUCAAUAAUAAUUUGACCUUUUUGUUGCUUUCAGUCAUCAGCAGGAAAUAUCGCUGUAGAAACCCUUGAAAAUGGCAAAGCGUCUGUCCUUACGGUUCUUAUGCAAUUGCCUGCGGACGAUGAUGGCUUCACCCCCGUCGGCCAGAGUGGUAUUUGUUUCGCGAGCGUGUUAGGGACCCAUGGAGACGCUCCAGGGACCACGCCCGCAGGAAGAGCUACGCGUAUAAGAACCCGCAAAAGGUGUAAUGGAACCUGUGUAUAA